Molecule: messenger RNA, 1911 nt
Organism: Didymodactylos carnosus
Lineage: Eukaryota; Metazoa; Rotifera; Eurotatoria; Philodinida; Philodinidae
Source: the annotation of a GenBank genome assembly
AUGGUCUCAAUGGCUACACCGGCCGCAACUACUACUACGACAACGGCGUCAUCAACGCCACCAAAAGGAUCGGAUAAAUUACCAACGUCACCAUCAACAACUAUCGCAACGACAACUGAACGUAUGAUGAAAACUAUUCCAUCUCCACCCAGUUCUCGUUUAACAUUCAGUGAUGUGUUUGAUAAUCGAAGUAAACCUCGUGUUGACGUACUAAAACAACAUUUUAUAUCUGAAGGACGUGUAAAUGAAGAUGUUGCUCUAAAAAUAAUUGAAGAUGGAGCAAAAUUGUUAAGACAAGAGAAGACGAUGAUCGAUGUUGAAGCACCGAUAACAGUAUGUGGUGAUGUACAUGGACAAUUUUAUGAUUUAAUGAAAUUAUUUGAAGUUGGAGGUUCUCCAGCAACAACAAGAUAUUUAUUCUUAGGAGAUUAUGUCGAUCGUGGAUAUUUUAGUAUUGAAUGUGUACUUUAUUUAUGGUCGAUGAAAAUAUUAUAUCCCACAACAUUCUUUUUAUUACGUGGCAAUCAUGAAUGUCGUCAUUUAACAGAAUAUUUUACGUUCAAAACAGAAUGCAAAAUCAAAUAUACCGAACGUGUUUAUAAUGCAUGCAUGGAAGCAUUUGAUUGUUUACCAUUAGCUGCAUUAAUGAAUGCCCAAUUUUUAUGUGUACACGGUGGAUUAUCUCCAGAAAUCCACUCACUUGAUGACAUUAAAAAACUUGAUCGAUUUAAAGAACCUCCACCGUAUGGACCUAUGUGUGAUUUACUUUGGUCUGAUCCAUUAGAGGAUUAUGGAAUCGAACGAACAUCUGAACAAUAUAGUCAUAAUACCGUACGUGGAUGUUCAUAUUUCUAUAGCUAUGCAGCGUGUUGUGAAUUUCUUCAAAACAAUCAAUUGUUAUCUAUUAUUCGUGCUCAUGAAGCACAAGAUGCUGGUUAUCGAAUGUAUAAAAAAUGUCAAGCAACUGGCUUUCCAAGUUUAAUAACAAUAUUUUCUGCUCCAAAUUAUCUUGAUGUGUAUAAUAAUAAAGCUGCAAUAUUAAAAUAUGAAAAUAACGUUAUGAAUAUUCGUCAAUUUAAUUGUUCCCCACAUCCAUAUUGGUUACCUAAUUUUAUGGACGUUUUUACAUGGAGUUUACCAUUUGUUGGAGAAAAAGUAACUGAAAUGUUGGCAAAUAUUUUGAAUAUAUGCUCAGACGAAGAAUUAGACGAACCGAUCACCACUGAAGCUCCAGAGGCACUCAGCGAAGCUGCUCUAGCUGCUCGUAAAGAAGUUAUUAGAAAUAAAGUGAGGGCAAUUGGUAAAAUGGUUCGCUAUUUUGCUACUCUGAGAGAACAGAGUGAAGAUAUUCUUGCUUUGAAAGGACUUAAUCCAGGUGGCGCAUUGCCAAUGGGAACAUUGGAAGGUGGAAAAUUAGCUAUUGAACACGCUAAACAAUUGAUUGCAAAUAAAAAGCGUAUCUCAUUUGAAGAAGCAAAACGUUUAGAUAAACUAAAUGAAAGUAUGCCACCAUGGCAACUUUCAUCUGCUUCGGGCCUUACAACAACAUCUACAUCGGGCAUUGGAAGCUCAGCGAGCGGUUCAUCAUCGCCCCGUGUUGUUACAUCCACACUGACAUCAUCAACAACGUCAUCAUCUCAUCCGUCAACUGCUGGUGAUGAUUUUAAAAGGAUUUCAACUUCGCCAGUGAAUGCACUCGCAACAGCAGUUGCUGCAGCUGCAUCUGGUGCUACAUCGGGAUUAUUAGAUUCGACUAAUGUGACAAUAUCUGAACGAUGUAAUGGUUCAUCGGACGAAAAACAAAAAUUAUUACAAAAAAACAUGAAUACUACAGACAAUUCGACGACAACGACUAAUACAGCGGCUAAAAAUGCUCAUCAUUCGUCACAUCAUCAACAUAGAACGAAAUGA